AGGGAAAGAAACGGAGAUACUGGGAGGCGUCCUUCCGUCUGAUCUCAGCCUCUUCAGUCUUGGACGAUGAACUCACAGAUCGCAGACGAUGACAAUGACGACGACGACGACGAAGGCCGCUUCUUUAGGGAUCUCCAAGAAUCAGUUCAACAAUCCACCAAAAAUGUUUUAUUUCUGAAUCUUCAUUCAGGCGUGGCUAUGUUCUUGUAAUUGGGGCUACCAAUAGGCCUGAUGCUGUUGACUCGGCACUAAGGAGACCUGGACUGUUUGAUCUUGAAAUUGUUUUAGGUGUUCUUGAUGGGAGUACGAGGGUUGAGAUUCUUUUGGCAAGCACUACCCUUGGAAUAUGGCAGAAACUGAUAACUCGAUCGAUGCUCGCAUCUACGGCUUCAUGGUUGAUGAACAAAAGACGAGGUUUCGGUGCAACUACUGUGCAAAGGAAGUGAGUAGCUUCAACCAUCUCCAGAGCCAUUUAGGAGGAGUGAGAGCAGACUUAAAACCUUGCAUGCAAGUUCUUGAAAACAUCACGAAACUGAGAGAAGUGAUUCACUUGUUCCUGCUUCUGGUAGUGCAAGUAAUAGAAAUGAAGCGACAUCGUGGUCGCAAGCGGAAGCUAGUAGAUGCAUUGGAAGAUUCAUUUACGAAACUGGAGUCGACUUUGAUGUUGUUAAUUCUCCUAGCUAGGAGAAUUAUCAAUGCUACAUUCAAAGAGGGUCAGGUGGAGUAUGACAUGCCAAAUCUCCAAGAACUGAGAGGUUCAAUGCUUGAUGAUGAGUUUGAAGAUAUGAAGGAUCACUUCAACAACAUAAAGAAUCUUGGGCAGGAUGCAACAUACUUGUCGAUGAUUGGGUCAGAAGUGUCAAGCACCUUGUUAGUUUUCUGGUGGAUUCUUGGGAGGGCACUGAUAUUUCGUCCUUGGUUGGUAAUACUGUUGCCCUGAACUUAUCGCUGGAUCUAGUGAUUGUGGCAGUUGGAGUAGGCAAUGUAGUAGAAGUCAUUGCUAAUUCGGCGACUUUUCGGACCAAGAGAUUCAACCUGGAUUAUAAUAGGAAGCACACAUCUGUGUUUUGGGCCUCACACUGCAUUGACCUCAUGUUGGAAAGGAUUUUGAUGACAAUAAGGCUACAUGUUCAUAGGACUGUCAAGAAUCAGAUCAGCAAUUCACCAAAAGUUUAUUUGUGGAUAUUUAUCGUCUAGGUUUAAUCAAUGACACACUUUGAUGUCUAUAUUAUCGAUUUAAUUUUUGUGAGAUUCAAGACUGUAGGGUAGAAGUAGCUAGGGUUUUAUUUCACCUCAAUUAUUACUAUUUUUUUGUUAAUUUUUUGGUCCUUGAGAAGAUUGUUUCAUGCUUCUGUGAUUCUUGAUGAUUGAUUUGCUUUU
This is a messenger RNA of Tripterygium wilfordii, 1380 nucleotides long. RefSeq lists its product as uncharacterized. The record is from RefSeq and is a predicted model, not a curated record. The transcript is spliced from 3 exons. NCBI's taxonomy places the organism in Eukaryota, Viridiplantae, Streptophyta, Magnoliopsida, Celastrales, Celastraceae. Bases 347 to 940 code for a protein of 197 amino acids.